Molecule: messenger RNA, 528 nt
Organism: Caenorhabditis auriculariae
Lineage: Eukaryota; Metazoa; Nematoda; Chromadorea; Rhabditida; Rhabditidae
Source: the annotation of a GenBank genome assembly
AUGGCGGCUAACGGUACACCGGUCACGCAGUUCGCCUUGCUUUAUGCUAAUAGAAUGGGCGGUCCUCCUAGCCCUGGCAAGGCAACGAGGAUAACCAGACCCCAAAAAAAGCUAAAAACACGUUCAACAAGACGGCCCCAGUCCUCCGCCCGUCGGUCACGCGCCUCUCCGGUAUCGGGGGCUGCCUCUGCCGACGAGGGGCGAUCAAAUCUCGGAGCAACAGGAUACCAUAGAAACGGACUACGGACGCGCCACGGUGACUGUCUACGUUUCGGAACCCUCAACUGCCGCUCGCUCGCUUCCGAUGCAGCAAAAGAGCAAUUGCUCGCGGCAAACCGAAACGCACUCAUCGACAUAGUGGCGCUCCAGGAAACAAAAUCUCAAGACACCAGCUGUAAGACUUGGCCAAACGGUGAACUUCUCAUCCUCGGCCACAAAGUCCCUGGGAAGAACGUCGGCGGCGUCGGUUUCCUCGUCAAUCGCUCUUCCGACGCAACUACUCUUGCCUCGACCACAUCCACGCCUUGA